This is a messenger RNA of Trypanosoma grayi, 2991 nucleotides long. RefSeq lists its product as hypothetical. The coding region runs from base 1 to 2991 and encodes 996 amino acids. The transcript has a single exon. Gene Ontology annotation, biological process: autophagy; endosomal vesicle fusion; vesicle-mediated transport. The record is from RefSeq and is a predicted model, not a curated record. Gene Ontology annotation, cellular component: membrane; cytoplasm. NCBI's taxonomy places the organism in Eukaryota, Euglenozoa, Kinetoplastea, Trypanosomatida, Trypanosomatidae.
AUGGAGCGGAAGACACUCUUCACUCCUUCACGUGAAAAAAUACACGUGAACGUUGCGGUGGUGCUGCCACUCGAGCGCAGCAGCAAGGAGCCGGUGCUACGCGAAACACACCUGUUCCCCAACGAGGAGUUGCAGAGUCUUCUUUACGUCGGAUGCUCCGACAGCACGCUGCAUGUCUACCGCGUUGUGGCCCGCCUUGACAGGGAGGAAGUGCACCACGAUGUGAGUACAGUCUUUCUGCAUAGGAAAGUCCUCGCCUCAUUGUAUGGAGGUGGCAUGAAAAGCGGUGGCGAUGGUGUUGGUGGCGGUGGCAAGGACGACAAAAGCGCCAAUGCGGAUGGGGUCACCUUCCUUGACGUGAACAGGAAGUCAUCAACACCCCAGUUGCUGGUCCUUGCGAAUGGCACACUUGACGUGCUGCAUUAUGGUAAUUUGAAUAGCAUGGGAAUUUUCCAGCAUCUCCCUCUGCCUCCUGGACCCGCUGCAGCGUGUUGCGUGGCCCGGGCCCAGGGAGACGAACUACUACCACUUCAAGAAAAGCAACAACAACAAGAACAGCGUCUGGCGUUACUUAUUAAGCGUUGGAUUGUCCUCGUGGGGUACACAGAACGUAGGGCAUACAUUAUUGGAAGUGGUUCCGAGGAUGGGGUAGUUUCUGCUGCUGCUGCUGCUGCUGCUACUGUGGAAUGCCCUCACAUCGUGGUGCCGGAUGGCACCCAGGUCAUGGUCUGGCAGGGCGACUCGAUUAUAACAGGUAGUUCACGAGAGUAUUCCGUGUUCGAUGCGAACACACGCCAAUUACGGCAGCGGAUGGUGGUGGAUGGAGUGCUUUCACAGGGACCUUUGUGUCGUUACGUGAAUGGGCAAAGUGAAGGUUCGUAUGUUUUAAUCCGAAAAGGGGAUUGUCGACUCGCGUUGUUCGACGCGACAAUAGAGACGGAUCUGGAGGCCGCUACACCCGUGAUGAUGUCAGGGCCCGUUGUGGAUGUUGCAUGGGCCCCUCCAUUUCUCAUUGGCGUCAAAAAGGACGGAGGUGUGCUGAUGCAGUCGUGGUUGGACAAUGAGGAUUUUCCCAGUAGCUCUGCUUCCGUCUCCUCCUCACCCUCAUCCUCUUCCUUCGGAUUCGUCGGAGUGCCGUUCCAUGUGCACUCCACACCCCUCGGCGUGUACGGUGUGUGUGCACACAGUGUGCAGUUCUUGGUGCUAAUGCCAAGGAAAACAGUGAGGGCGCUCUAUAUAAACGCCGGGUUGUACGAGCGUGCCCUGCGUUACUCCGAUCACGCGUUCGAUGCGGAGGAUGAUGCCCAGCUGCGGCGCGUCUACUACGCGUGUGCCCAUCAUGCGUUGAUGGGCAAGCGGUACACUGAGGCAUUUCGUUACUUUAACUUGGCGGCAACGCCCACUGCAGAGUUACUGGCGUUUGUGCCGGAGCUGCAGCGCCCGAAAAAAGAUACGCAGAGAUUAGAUGGAAGGGUUACACUCUCAUUCAGCAGUGGUGAGGCGUACCGUCGACUGUACGAGUUGUUGUUGCAACGCCGUUCAGUUGGCCUUGGUAGCGGCACAGAGGAGCAACGGGCCACUGAAUUUGCUAUUUUUCUUUUAUACGUGCUGGAGUGUGUACCCUACACGGACAAGGAACUAACGGAUAUGUUUCUAUUUUCAUCAACAUUGGCGCCAGACGAAUGCCUGCGCUACGUUGGAGAAGAUGGAGUCCGUCCAAAGCCAAUGAUUGUGCCUUUAGUUCUGGCUUCUGACGGACGGUUCACAGAAGCACUGGAACGCUGCCAAUUACAGAGGCUCGUGUACGAGGCGGCUGUCGUGCUGCAGAUGAGCGGCGAUGAGCAGCUGUACCUGCGCUACAUGCCUUGGAUGCUAAGCGUUGACACCAAUGCCGCGCUCGUAGCUGUGGUGCGGCCGCAGCGGCGUCCACCACCUGUGUCGCUCAUUCUUCCAAUGCUCCUUGGUUACGGUGGCUAUCCACUGCACGAGUAUCUGCAUUAUCUUAUCUUUGUGGACAAUAACACCGAGCCCCGGCUACACACGUUGUACGCGACGAACCUCAUUGAUAUUAUCCGCACCCUCCAGCCGUUUGGUGUGGAGGGUAUGAAGGCAAGCAUCAUUAAGGUUGUGGCGGGGGAAGAGUCCGGCAUUCGUGGCGCAGCGCGGCGCGCAUUGCUGACGUUUCUUCAAUUAAGCUCACACUAUGAAGCCAAUGUUGUGCUUUCCUUUCUUGUUGAUGCUGGCUUGGUUGAAGAGCAGGUGCUGGCGCUGGAGCAGGCUGGUGACCACCUUGGUGCCUUAACGAAGCUGGUGUACGAACUCGACGAUGUUUCUGCUGCUGCACGGUACUGUGAGGUACAGCACGCACGGGACCUCCAGCGCGUUGGCAACCGCGUACACUGCCCGACUGAGGGUAGCGGCAGCAACGCACACGGCCCUCAGACACUCUGCAGUAAGCAGAGAGAGGAGCUUUUGACAGACAGGGAUGACACAGUUCACUUAGCAGGUCAAACAUAUGCUUUUCAAGGCAGUCGUACCUCAAACGAGUACUUCAACCUCCUCCUUCACGUACUGCUCGUCCCUCCAGCGGGAAAGCAACGACAGCUCUCAGCAGCCCUCGCGGUCCUGAACGAGCACUCACAUUGUAUCAAUCCCCUCUCUGUUAUGACCUCGCUACCGAGUGAAGUGUGCGUCGCUGAAAUAUCGUCUUACAUGCGGCGCGCGUUUCAGACCUUGUGUAGCCAGGUACAAAUGGCUGAAGUAAACGCAAACGUAGCGGCGUCUAUGGUGGCGGACGCGCAGCGUUAUCACUCCUUGUUGCGUCAGCGGUGUGUGUACGUUGACGAGAAGCGACCUUGUUCGGUGUGUGGCAAACCUCUAGGCCUUGGCGUGAUCGCGGCAUUCCCCAACCUGAAGGCGACACACUUCCGCUGCUUUCGCACGCAGGAGCUGGACCCGGAGCGUGGCGUGCCGUUCCGGCCGGCGCUGUGA